AUGUUUAUGACUUUAUGAUUAAGGUUUCGCAGUGAUUUUGUGUGCCGAGAUCAGAAAUUAUAUUUAAAGGAUUUCGCAGGAAACAGUUCCAUGUGUAUCCUCUCCGUUGAUAUGCAUCUGGACAGUAUACAACUCAGAAACAGGUCAUUGUUCGAGGUCUAGUUCAUCCUCUGUAUCAGCGUCACUGUUGCCGGAGCAACGCGCGACAUUCGCUCGGAUCAAACCACGCCGCACCUGCGGGGAGUCCCAGAGCAGCGUCCAGCAUCGCCCCACUCACAGGCGAACGCGCUCUGUUUCUGAGCGCACCUCGUAGUCGAUUCUAUAGUAUAAUACGCAAUGACAACAGAAUGACAGCAGGUCUGUUCUUCUGAUAAACAUCCAGCUGUCACGUGCUUGUUGACAGUGAGAGAAACGCAGUCGUGCUGUGCUCCUCGUAGCCUUCUGGCUAUAGAUCAGCGCGGAUUCGUGACUGUCAUAAGCAGGUGAUCAGCGACUCUACGCCACAGCACCACGCUCUCUGAGGCAUUGUGGGUAAAAUGUCAGUGGCUUUGCCGGCUGUGCGUGAUGUUAAAUGGCUGACGCUGGAGGUGUGUCGGCAGUUUCAGAGAGGCAGCUGCUCACGCAGAGACUCAGAGUGUAAGUUCGCACACCCACCCAAGAGCUGCCAUGUCGACAACGGCCACGUCAUCGCAUGCUUUGACUUUCUCAAGGGUCAGUGUUUGAGAGAAAGCUGUAAAUAUCUUCACCCUCCAUCUCACCUCAAGGCUCAGCUUGAGAUUAAUGGAAGAAAUAAUCUGAUUCAACAAAAAAUGGCUACAAUGUUACAGCAAAUGCAUUUUGUGCUGCCUGGAUCCAGCCUGUCAUCUUUGGCCUCAUUUCCUGUCACUCAGAGUUUGGGGGUGGGGCCUGGGAUCAGUUACACCCCUUACAUCAUGCCUGUCUCUCAUGGGAUUGGCCUGAUCAACACAGAAAUGCUUCCCAGUAACCAUCAAGUCAUCAUCCCCUCUGCCCCUCGGGUAUUAGUACAGACCUCAAACGCAAAUCAUCAGAAAGUGCUGCACUCUGACAAAAUGGAGGUGUGUAGGGAGUUUCAGCGGGGCAGCUGCUGCAGAGGAGAGACGGACUGUCGAUUCGCUCACCCCACUGACAGCACGGUGAUCGACAGCGCUGAUAACACAGUGACUGUGUGUAUGGACCAUGUGAGGGGGAACUGCAACAGAGACAAGUGCAAGUACUUCCACCCUACAGCACAUCAGCACCUCCAGCUUCAAACCAGACAGACCCUCAGCCCGGCCGCUACUGCCACGAAUCAGUCCAGUGCCAAAAUACUGAAGCGACACCUUGAGACAUCUGUCGACAUGGCUGCUCCUCGUGCUCUGUUGGCUAAGCGUGUGGCUCUGGAGCCGACUGGAGGAGUAGGAGGUCUGUUUAACUGCGGGACACUGUCCUUCCAGCAGACCGUCAGCCCCGCACCGCUGCACACGGCCACAGCGAUGCUCCCCACAGUUCCCAUGAUGCUCGGCGCACCAGCUGUUCCUGCUGUCAGCCCUUAUGUUGCUGCUGCCUCAACAAACGCCAGUCAGUUCAUCUUAAAGUAGAGCACAGAAUAUGGACCCAUUGCUAAUAUGAAUGACCACUACCAGGUCAGAAAUAUUUUCUUUUUAGUAUAUACAGGGCAAUUUAAAAGUCUGAGACCGCUGAAUAAAAUGCAUCUGUUUUGCAUUUUUUACAUUUUAUACAAAAUUAUGUAACUUUAUUAUAAUGUUAUAUUAUCCAAAAUACCAUUAAUUUUACAAUAUCUAAAUAAUCACUUUUUUGCUUUAAUGGCAGCAGCACUCAGUAUAUAAAAAAUGUAUUUAUAUUCAAUUGGUGAUCUAGAAAAAGUGAAAAUAUUAGCUAUAUCAAAUACUACAAUGUUACUUUGUUUUUGUUUUUUCUUCAAAAUCCCAAAAACUGUUCAUUUCUGGGUUUGAAUGGGAAAAUCUUUUUGCAGUGUGGUCUCAGACAUUUAGACCUCAUUGUGUAUUUUAGUGUGAAACUGCAGUUAUUCAACAAUAGGCCCAAAUAUUUCCUACUGUGUACUUAGGAAAACUAGUGCAGUUUGUAAAGGCUCUGCUCAUCAGACUACAGACACUGCAGUGUGUUUAGUGGAUGCUGGGCGCAGGACCACUGCAGUGUUGCAGCAGCUGCUCUCUCUCUCUCUCUCUCUCUCUCUCUCUCUCUCUCUCUCUCUCUCUCUCUCUCUCUCUCUCUCUCUCAUACCAACAGCGCCACCUAUCGUCAUGCUGCGGCUCAUACUGGCCAUACUGGGAAAACUGAUGUGGCCCAUUGCCCAGCUCGUUUGUAUCUACUUACUUAUACCUAGCCUAAUAACAGUCCAUUACUGUAUUUUAUGAAUGUACAUUAUACACUCGUUCAAGUGAAAUGCUGUUUAUUUUCAGCAGGAAAGGCAGUGAAAGAUAACACGACUAGAAUGUUGGCCAAAGGUGAGAUAAAUUAAAGCCCAGCAGGGUUACUGUGUACUGUACUAAAAGUUUACUAACUUUUGUGUUUGUAUGUUUUUAAACAGUAAGCACUUAAUAGAAGACAAUCAAAAUAUGCCACAAAAUUUUAAAAAUAACCUACGUGUUUUUUUUUUCUUCUGAUUGUGUUUGUUCUUCAACAAACAACUUUCAAAUACAUUUAAAUGUGUGAUUAUUUGUUUUGUAUGGGGAUUUUACUCUCAAUGUUGAUGAAACACUGUCUCAUUGCAAACAUGUGUGUAAUAUUUAGAUGAAUAUACUGAAUUCACUGAACUGAUGCUAUUAUGAAUUGACAGCAUUCAUAAAGAAAAUGUUGAAUCUCAUGAACUAUUGACUGUUUAACUCACAGACUGUGUUUGCUAUUUUAGUCUGAAUAGCCUGGUAUUAUUAUUAUUUUAUUAUUAUUAUUAUUAUUAUUAUUAUUAUUGAUGUAUAAUAACCCAAUAAAAAAUGAAAUGAU
Messenger RNA from Cyprinus carpio (common carp), 2982 nucleotides. Its product is annotated as muscleblind-like protein 2. The record is from RefSeq and is a predicted model, not a curated record. NCBI's taxonomy places the organism in Eukaryota, Metazoa, Chordata, Actinopteri, Cypriniformes, Cyprinidae. Gene Ontology annotation, molecular function: metal ion binding.